Messenger RNA from Cornus florida, 1083 nucleotides. RefSeq lists its product as uncharacterized. Gene Ontology annotation, molecular function: double-stranded DNA binding; nucleosomal DNA binding. The coding region runs from base 1 to 1083 and encodes 360 amino acids. NCBI's taxonomy places the organism in Eukaryota, Viridiplantae, Streptophyta, Magnoliopsida, Cornales, Cornaceae. The transcript is spliced from 2 exons. Gene Ontology annotation, biological process: nucleosome assembly; chromosome condensation; negative regulation of DNA recombination. Gene Ontology annotation, cellular component: nucleolus; nucleosome; nucleus. The record is from RefSeq and is a predicted model, not a curated record.
AUGGUGAAAGACAAGCAGUUAGCCAUAGAAAAUUUCAGAGCAGCUAUUCUCAGAAUCGCAAGCUCUGACCCAACCAAACCCUUACCGGACGCCCGAAAAACCCUCAUCGAUAAACGCAUUCGGCAAUUCUUCACCAACCAUCGCACUCCCGAUCAUCCCACCUACCCUGCGAUGAUACAUAGGGCAAUUGAGGAGUUGAAUGAGGAAGAUGGUUGUAGUGAAGAGUCCAUUUCUAAUUUUAUUAGAAAGGAGUACAAGGAUUUGCCAUGGGCGCAUUCCACGAUCCUGAAUCAUCAUCUGGAGAAGCUUUGUAAGAGUGGGGAGAUUGUUUCGACUCUUCAAAAUUCUUACUUGGUCAUUGAUGCUAAUCAUGCUAUCAUGAACGAAAAGCCUACUCUUGGCUCUGAAAGGAAGGGACCGAAUACGAAGGGGAGGAAGAAGCAGGGGAGAAAAUGGGGUAGGCAGCGUAAGAAAGAAGAGAUUGAAUGUCAACCAAUGGAAGUGCUUGAAGGAGAAGAAGAAAAUCAAGCAUUAGAAGAUCAUACUGAAGUGGUUGACAAACAAGAUCAAGGACAAAAUAACGAGAUGUCACAGUUUUGUGAUGAUGGUGAGAAGGGUGUUGGUUGCGACUUAAGGGUGCCGCCUGGUGAGGGUCUUGGGACCAUAAUGGAAGAAGAAAAGAAAGAACUUUUAGAGGAGGAGGAAGAGAUUGGCUAUCAACCAAUGGAAGUGAUUGAAGGAGAAGAAGAAAAUCGAGCAUUAGAAGAUCAUACCCAAGUGGUUGACAAACAAGAUCAAGGACAAAAUAAUGAGAUGUCACAGUUUUGUGAUGAUGGCGAGAAGGGGGUUGGUUGUGACUUAGGGGUGCUGCCUGAUGAGUGUCUUGGGACCAUAAUGGAAGAAGAAAAGAAAGAACUUUUAGAGGAGGAGGAAGAGCAGCUGAUGAAAAGACCUGGAGAGGAGUGUUUUGAUACUUUUGGUUUGCAGCCACAACAGCAACCUGAGCUUCCAAUUCCAGAAAAUUCUUCCGAACUAAAAUUGUGGGUAGAUUUGAAUUUUACUCCAGAUCAUCUGGAGCAGUAG